Messenger RNA from Emys orbicularis (European pond turtle), 2301 nucleotides. RefSeq names its product syntaxin binding protein 3 (gene STXBP3). The transcript is spliced from 19 exons. Bases 11 to 1825 code for a protein of 604 amino acids. NCBI's taxonomy places the organism in Eukaryota, Metazoa, Chordata, Testudines, Emydidae. Gene Ontology annotation, cellular component: secretory granule; plasma membrane. Gene Ontology annotation, molecular function: syntaxin-1 binding. Gene Ontology annotation, biological process: vesicle-mediated transport; neurotransmitter secretion; intracellular protein transport. The record is from RefSeq and is a predicted model, not a curated record.
UAGGGGCAAGAUGGCGCCUACUGCGGUGGGGGCCGCGUCCGGGGAGCGGGGUCUCAAGAGCCUGGUGUGGCAGAAGCUAAAAUUAUCAGUAUUUGAUGAUUGUAGGAAGGAAGAAGAAUGGAAGUUAAUUAUUUUAGACGACUUUACCACUAAACUACUGUCGUCAUGUGGCAAAAUGACUGAUUUACUGGCAGAAGGCAUCACUGCUGUGGAGAAUGUUUAUAAAAACCGUGAGCCUGUCCCGCACAUGAAGGCAAUUUAUUUCAUCACUCCAACCAAGAAGUCUGUAGAUGGGCUUAUAAAUGACUUUGUAAGUAAAACAUCCAGCAAGUACAAAGCAGCAUAUGUCUACUUCACUGACUUUUGCCCUGACAUUCUCUUUAAUAAAAUGAAGUCCUCCUGCUCAAGGGCUAUAAGAAGGUGCAAAGAAAUAAAUAUUUCCUUCUUUCCAUAUGAAUCUCAGGUAUUUACUCUCGAUGUCCCAGAUGCAUUCUUCUGCUGUUACAGUCCAACUGUGGAAAAGGCAAAUGGUAAAGAUGCCAUCAUGGAAGCAAUGGCUGAACAAAUUGUUACAUUAUGUGCAACUUUAGAGGAAAACCCAGGAGUAAGAUAUAAAAGCAAGCCAUUGGAUAAUGCCAGCAAACUUGCAGAGCUAGUUGAAAAUAAGCUUGAAAACUACUAUAAAAUUGAUGAGAAAAGCCAAAUAAAGGGUAAAACCCACUCCCAGCUGUUAAUAAUUGAUCGUGGCUUUGACCCUGUGUCCACUGUACUCCAUGAACUUACCUUCCAAGCAAUGGCAUAUGAUCUGCUACCAAUUGAAAAUGAUACAUACAAAUAUAAAACAGAUGGACCCAGUGGAAAGGAAAGGGAGGCAAUUCUGGAGGAGGAGGAUGAGCUCUGGGUGAAAAUUCGGCACAAGCAUAUUGCAGAUGUGUUAGAGGAAAUUCCAAAACUUUUGAAAGAAGUUUCAUCAAAGAGAAAAGCAACAGAAGGAAAAUUAUCACUAAGUAAUCUGGCCCAGCUAAUGAAAAAGAUGCCACACUUCCGUAAACAGAUUACCAAGCAAGUAGUCCAUCUUAAUAUAGCAGAAGAUUGCAUGAGUAAGUUUAAAUCCAGUAUAGAAAAGCUGUGCAAAACUGAACAGGAUUUAGCUCUUGGAACUGAUGCAGAGGGCCAAAAAGUGAAAGACGCAAUGAGAGUCCUUCUUCCAGUUCUACUCAACAAAAACCAUGACUCUUAUGAUAAAAUAAGAGCUAUACUCCUUUAUAUCUUCAGCACAAAUGGAACUACACAAGAGAAUUUGGACAAACUGAUCCAGAAUGUACAAAUAGAAAGUGAUAGCGACAUGAUAAAAAAUUGGAAAUAUCUUGGUGUACCUGUUGUGGUCUCGUCUGCUUCUCAGCAACGUAGACAGUCAAGGAAGGACCGCUCUUCAGAAGAAACAUUUCAGCUUUCUAGAUGGACACCUGUUAUCAAAGAUGUUAUGGAGGAUGCUAUAGAAAACAAACUAGAUUCAAAAGAAUGGCCUUACUGUUCCCAGUGCCCUGCAUCCUGGAAUGGUUCAGGGGCAGUAAGUGCUCGCCAGAAGUCCAAGACUAGUUACCUGGAUGACCGAAAGAGUGGUUCAAAGCUGAUAGUUUUUGUAAUUGGAGGCAUCACAUACUCUGAGAUACGCAGUGCUUAUGAAGUUUCUCAAGCCUACAAAUCUUGUGAAGUUAUUAUUGGUUCCACUCAUAUUUUGACACCCAGAAGACUGCUGGAUGAUGUAAAGAUGCUUAAUAAACCAAAGGAUACAGUUUGCAUUAAGAAUGAAGAGAAGUUGUAAUGUUCAAGCAGUACUAUUUCAGUAGUGAUUAAAAAUGCAUUAAGAGAUCACAUAAUAUAAAUAGCAUGUAAAUAUUUGUGUGGAAUUAACUUUUCCAGUGAUGUAUUUGGGAAAGUACACACCCUCAACUAAUGGAAUAUCAUUUUAUAAUUUAAAUUUGCUGAUUUUCUUUUUGGAGUUAAGGGCAGGAAGAAGAGGGAAAAAGUGUCUAACACCUUGUUUUUAAUGUUGUAUUGGGUAUGGACAGCAUUUCACAGUAAAGUGCUUUCUGAAACUGACAUCUUUACCACUGCAACAAAUCAUUCUAGAAUUUAGAAAUCAUCAUGUUUUUGUAUAUAUACUAAUGGCUCUUUCAGUAAUUAUGAAAGCUUUCUAUGCUGGAAACUGGAGAGGUUUUCUGAAACUGACAUGAAAGUACCUAGACUUAGAGAAGUUUCAGAGGCAAAAGCUGUAAAUAUAAACAUAUGGUAAGAUUA